GCAUCAGCUAAGUCCUGUCCUGGUAGCUCCAUAGACACACAACACAACAGGCAGCUCCAUAGAAGAGAGAAAACUCCUGCUAGCUAGGUACCUAGACAUGGCCUCCUCCAACUUUGUUCUUCUCACCGUUCUUCUCGCCUUAGUCGCUUCUGGGGCCAUAGCUUCGGAUCCCGGUCCUCUUCAGGACUUCUGCGUUGCUGACAAAGACUCACCUGUGCGUGUCAACGGGCUGCCCUGCAAGGAUGUAAAGGAUGUAAAGGUCGAUGAUUUCUUCCUAGCAGCCAACCUUGACAAGCCAAGGGAUACGACGAUGAGCAAGGUCAAGUCAAAUGUCACCUUGAUCAGUGUGAUGAAGCUGGCAGGUCUCAAUACCCUCGGCAUCUCCAUGGCUAGGAUCGACUACGCUCCACAAGGACAGAACCCACCGCAUACUCACCCCCGUGCCACUGAGAUCUUAACAGUUCUUGAAGGCUCUCUCUACGUUGGUUUUGUCACGUCUAACCCAGACAACAAGUUUUUUAGUAAGAUGCUCAACAAGGGAGAUGUUUUCGUAUUCCCACAGGGUCUGAUCCACUUUCAGUUCAAUCCAAGUUAUGACAAGCCAGCGGUUGCCAUCGCAGCACUAAGCAGCCAGAACCCUGGUGCUAUUACCAUUUCCAAUGCAGUUUUUGGAUCGAAACCACCAAUUGCAGAUGAUGUUCUUGCCAAGGCGUUUCAGGUGGACAAGAAGGUUGUGGAUUGGCUCCAAGCUCAGUUUUGGGAGGACAACCACAACUAAGUCAAAGAUGCUUUUGUCAAGGUUGCUUAUAGCUGUGCAAUAAGAAACAACAUGGAUUAAUUUGAUUUGUCUAUGCGUGUAGAAAAACUAUUGUA
Panicum virgatum (switchgrass) is the source of this 873-nucleotide messenger RNA. Its product is annotated as putative germin-like protein 12-4. NCBI's taxonomy places the organism in Eukaryota, Viridiplantae, Streptophyta, Magnoliopsida, Poales, Poaceae. Gene Ontology annotation, molecular function: manganese ion binding. The record is from RefSeq and is a predicted model, not a curated record. The coding region runs from base 98 to 778 and encodes 226 amino acids. Gene Ontology annotation, cellular component: cell wall. The transcript has 2 exons.